Molecule: messenger RNA, 744 nt
Organism: Cucurbita pepo subsp. pepo (vegetable marrow)
Lineage: Eukaryota; Viridiplantae; Streptophyta; Magnoliopsida; Cucurbitales; Cucurbitaceae
Source: RefSeq, a predicted model, not a curated record
AUGGCACUUGCAGAUCACCUUCAAAGAAUCCACCCAGUUACCGACGUUGAACGUCCGCCACCGCCACCGCCACCGCCUCCUCCGCCAUCAGCGCCGCCUCCCAAACUUCUCCCUUCCAAGAAGACGAGAUCUUCGUGUGUUUGCAAAUGUUUUUGUUGGACAUUUUGUGUUAUUUUUCUUCUACUCAUCGUGAUCGGAGGCGUCGUUGGAAUUCUCUAUCUCGUUUUCAAGCCGAAAAUUCCGACGUAUUCCAUCAACUCCUUAACUAUCAGCGAUCUCCGACUCAACGUCGACAUGUCGCUCUAUGCAAGGUUCGACGUGAAGAUCACAGCCUACAACCCGAAUGAGAAGAUCGGAAUAUACUACGAAAAGGGAGGAGUAUUGAGCGUGUGGUAUACGGACAAGAAGCUUUGUCAAGGGUCCUUGCCGGCGUUCUACCAUGGCCACCGGAACAGGACGGCGCUGGACGUGGAUUUGACGGGAAGGACGGUGAAAGGAAACACUUUGAUGGCGGCGUUAGUGGAGCAGCAGCGGACCGGCCGCAUCCCAUUGCAGCUCCGUGCGGCGGCGCCGGUGGCCGUGAAAUUGGGACAGCUGAAGCUUAAGAAAGUAAAAAUUUUGGGGAAUUGCUUGUUGGUUGUGGAUAGUUUGAGCGCCAAUAAUGCCAUUAGUAUUAAAGCUAGUAAUUGCAAGUUUAGGUUGAAAAUUUAAUUAUUAUUUUUUUUUUAUUUUUUGAAAAUUCUC